AUUCAAACUCUCGUAUCGACCGCAGACGGAAAGGCUGCUGACCGGUCAGAAAGUCUCAGCUGCGGUGAGGCCUAAAUGGUCUGGUCGAGAGGCGUCUUGACUCUUGCUUUGGGGCCUUGGACACGGAUACCUACGUGCUGCAGCUUCACGCCCGCGAGACGCGUGUGCCCUGCUACUACUACUACUCCACCACCACGACGACGACGACGCAACGCGUGGCUUGGGCAUGGAGUGAGACUUAGAUACUACUCUGAUGCUGCGUCACGCAGACAACAGGUCACGGUUGAUUGCCGGUCGAAUGGAUCCAUCACUCUCGACAUCUUUCACCACGCGACCGCGUCACCCCCCCUCACCAUCAUCUAUCUUCCAUCAGGCCUCAAAGCAGACCCCCUGAACGAUGACCACGCAGCAUCAGCCCUCUCCGAAUCCGCUGAAGCUACCGUUAUCCGCAUCAACUACCGCUCCGGACCGGCUCAUCCCUUCCCCACGCCCAUUCAUGACGUCCUGACCGGCUACGACUGGGUGCUGGAAAACCUCGUCUCGCCAGAUCCGCAGUACAUGCGCAAACCCGCCAAGCUGGGCGUAUGCGGUGAACUGUUCGGCGGCACUCUAGCCACCGCCCUGGCCCUGACAGAAUGCCGGCUCGGCGGCCAUCGGAUAGGCGCAGCGGUGCUGGACAGUCCAAUCGUGGACUGGCUGUUUCCGAACCCCUCCGACCAGGACGUCGAUCCCCAGCUCGAGGACCUGGAGUCGCAGAGCCAGGAGGGCGACGACGUCAGGGAGUCUGAGCGUGCGCUCGACGCCGAGAUUGUCGAGUUCACAAAGACCGGCAGGAGGAAGAAGCCGAAGAAGCCAAAGCCCCUGCCGCCUCCUGACUCCUUCAUCGCGAACGCCUCCUAUCCUGCGCUCCCGUCAUCCGAACUGCUCUCCCUCCGCACGAGCAUCUUCCCCCACGCCUCCUCGCUCUUCGACCGCUUCGCCUCCCCAGCCCUCUUCUUCCGCUCGCCAUCCGCCAUCCUCCCCCGUCCCGCCAGUGAAGACCUCCUCGCAAGCCUUUCCCCACCACCUGACUUCUCCCCUGACGACAACAACAACAACGACGUCAACCCACCCACAGACGACACCCCAUUCGACCCCUCAUCCCUCUCCCACCUCUCCGAAAAAGACCUAGCCAUCGACCUCACCGCCCUCGUCCCAACCUCCGACUUUGACCCCCUCUCCUUUACCGACCCGCUCAUCUACGACAACCCGGACACCACCCCUCCGCAUUUCCCUUCCCCUCCCACACACCCCCAAUACGACCCCCUCUCCCUCUCCCUGCCCCCACCCUCAUCCCUCUCCCUCCCCCGCCUCACACGCACAUACCACCGCACAUACCCCCCCUCCUCCACCUCCCUCGCCCUCCCCUUUCUCCGCCUGCACACUACUCCCGCCAGCCCGCUCGCCACUCAACACGCAGAGUUUACAGCGCUUGUCCGACGGGCUGUUGCGAGGGAGUAUGUGCGUAGACAUGGCGGUGGGAAUGUGGAUGUUGGGGUCGGGGAUGAUAGGGCGGAUGCGGAGGAGCUGAGGAGGGUGGGGGUUGCGGAGGGUGUGGGGAGGGUGGAUGUUGUGUGUUGUGAGGGUGGGCUUGGGAUGCGGGGUGAUGGUGGUGGUGGUGGUGGUGAUGGGGAUGGUGAUGGGGAGUGUGCGAUGGAGGAUGUGGGGAGGUGGUUUAGGGGUGUUCUUGGGGUGGAUGGGUAG
Molecule: messenger RNA, 1743 nt
Organism: Pseudovirgaria hyperparasitica
Lineage: Eukaryota; Fungi; Ascomycota; Dothideomycetes; Acrospermales; Acrospermaceae
Product: alpha/beta-hydrolase
Exons: 2
Coding region: 76-1743 (555 amino acids)
Molecular function (GO): hydrolase activity
Source: RefSeq, a predicted model, not a curated record